GACGCGGGGAGAAGGAGGGCGGCUCCGCGAUCCGCCGGCGGCUCCGCGCGAACUGCCCGCGCGCCCCGCUCCUGCGCCCCGCUCCACGGCCCGCAGGUGCCAUGACUCAGCAGCCCCAGGAGGGCUUCGACGGCAGCGUGGAGGACGCCCGGGAGUGGAUGAAGGCCGUGCAGGAGCGGCUGCAGACCAAUGACAACACCCAGGGGCCCCGGGCCGCCCUGGAGGCCCGGCUGCGGGAGACCGAGAAAAUAUGCCAGCUGGAGCCGGAGGGGCGCGUGAAGGUGGACCUGGUGCUGCAGGCGGCCGAGGCGCUCCUGGCCUGCUGCCCCGAGGACCAGAAGCCCGCGAUCCUGGCGCGGCUCAGGGACAUCAAGGCCCAGUGGGAGGAGACGGUCACCUACAUGACUCACUGUCACAGCCGCAUCGAGUGGGUGUGGCUGCACUGGAGCGAGUACCUCCUGGCCCGCGACGAGUUCUACCGCUGGUUCCAGAAGAUGACGGUGGCGCUGGCGCCGCCCGCGGAGCUGCAGCUGGGCCUGAAGCAGAAGCAGUGGCAGCUGGGCCAGGCCCAGGUGCUGCUGCACAGCGUGGGCCACCAGGCCGUGCUCCUGGACCGGCUGCUGGAGGAGGCGGCCUCCCUGUUCCACAGGAUCGGGGACCCCAGCGUGGACGAGGACGCCCAGACGAGGAUGAAGGCCGAGUACGAGGCCGUGAAGGCCAAAGCCCAGGAACGAGUGGACCUGCUGGAGCAGGUGACCCGGGAGCACGAGCGUUUCCAGGCGGACGUGGACGAGCUGCAGCUGUGGCUGCAGGCGGUGGUGGCAAAGGUGAACGGCUGCGUGGGGCGGAGCUGCUCACUGCCCGCUGGCCACCGGCUCUCGGCGCUGCAGGACGUCGCCAAGGAUUUGCCCCGGGGCGAGGAGUCUCUGAGGAGGCUGGAGGCGCAGGCGGUGGGGGUCAUCCAGAACACCUCUCCUCUGGGUGCCGAGAAGAUCACCCGAGAACUGGAGGAGAUGCGGAAAGUUCUGGAGAAACUUCGCGGCCUCUGUGAGGAGGAGGAGGGGCGGCUGCGCGGCCUGCUCGAGUCCACGGGCGCCUUUGAGCGGCGGAGGGCGCAGCUGGAGGCCGAGCUGGCGGAGUUCCGGAAGGGCCUGCGGAGGCUGGCGGAGGAGGGCCUGCAGCCCGCGGCCAAGGCGGGGACGGAGGACGAGCUGGUGGCCCGCUGGAGACUCUACUCGGCGACGCGGGCGGCGCUGGCCACGGAGGAGCCCCGGGUGGACCGGCUGCAGGCCCAGCUGAGGGAGCUCAUCGCCUUCCCCCACGACCUGCAGCAGCUCCCCGACAGCGUCGUCCAGGCCGUCCAGGAGUUCCAGAGCAUGAAAGGGAGGAGCGCCCGGCUGCGCAGUGCCACGGGCGUGGAGCUGUGGCGGCGUUUCCAGCGGCCUCUGCAGGAUCUGCAGCUGUGGCGGGAGCUGGCCCAGCGGCUCCUGGACGUCACGGCCAGCCUGCCUGACCUGCCCUCCAUCCACACCUUCCUGCCGCAGAUCGAGGCGGCCCUGGCCGAGAGCUCCCGCCUGAAGCAGCAGCUGACCGUGCUGCCACUGAAGUCAGACCUGCUGGGCAGCAUCUUCGGCCAGGACAGCGCGGGGGCCCUCCUGGAGCAGGUGGCGAGUUCCGUGAGGGACAGGGACCUGCUCCACAACAGCCUCCUGCAGAGGAAGAGCAAGCUGCAGAGCUUGCUUGCUCAGCACAAAGACUUCGGGGCUGCUUUCGAGCCCCUGCAGAGGACGCUCUCAGACCUCCAGACCAGGGUCCGAGCCGAGAAUGGGCUUCAGCGGGACCUUCCUGGGAAACAGGCCCAGCUUUCAAGGCUGCAGGGGCUGCAGGAAGAGGGGCUGGACCUGGGGGUGCAGGUGGAGGCCACCAGGCCUUUCAUCCAGGAGAACCCCAACCACCAGCACCAAAUGGACCAGCUUUCCGCCGACUGCCAGGCCCUGCAGAGGUCCCUGGAGGACCUGGUGGACGGCAGCCAGCGGAGCGCGCGGGAGCACUGCGCCUUCAGCCACGAGCUCCUGCAGCUGCAGCAGUGGGUGGCCGUGGUCACGCAGAAGCUGGAGUCCUACCUGGGGGACACGGGCCCCUGGGACGCCCAGGCCCGCGAGGCCGAAGUCCAGAGGCUGCUGGCUGAAUUCCCCGAGAAGGAGGCCCAGCUGCCCCUGGUGGAAGCGCGCGGCCGGCUGGUGAUGGAGAAGUCCUCCCCGGAAGGGGCUGCCGAGGUGCAGGGGGAGCUGGCGGAGCUGGCGGGGGCGUGGCGGGCCCUGAGGCUGCUGGAGCAAAGCCUGCUGAGCCUCAUCCGGAGCCGGCAGCUGCAGAGGCCGGACGCGGGCUCCGGGAAGACCCCGGUUUUCACCAACAACAUCCCGGAGGGCGGCUUUGUCCUCACCCCCACGGGGCCCCUUUCCAGGCGGCACCGGCAGGCAGACCCGCUCCGGGAGGCAGGAGGCGGCCGCGCAGGCUUCCCCCAGCUCCUGGGCGACUUCGAGCGGUGGCUGCAGGUGGAGAACGCCAAGCUGGUGAGAAUCAUCGCCAUGAGAACCGCCACGGCCCAGGACGCCAGGGCCAGAGACACGAAGCUGCAGGAGCUGGAGGCUCGGGUGCCCGAAGGCCAGCAUCUCUUCGAGGAGCUCCUGCGACUCGGGCCAGCGAGGGGCGCCUCGGAGGAGCUGGAGGAGCUGCGCUACCGCUGGAUGCUCUACAAGUCCAAGCUCAAGGACUCCGGGCGGCUGCUGACGCAGAGUUCUGCCGGGCAGCCCGCCGGAUUCCAGAAGACCCAGCGGUGGCGAGGACCCGGCGGCUUCCUCCGGAAGGUGUGCUGCGUGGCGCUGCCCCUGCAGCUGCUGCUGCUGCUGCUCCUCCUCCUGCUGCUGCUGCUCCCCGUGGGCGAGGAGGCCCGCAGCUGCACGCUGGCCAACAACUUCGCCCGCUCCUUCAGGCUCAUGCUCCGCUACAGCGGCCCCCCGCCCACCUAGCCACGGCGCACAGGUGACUGGCUCCUCCUCAGGACACGGGGGACACUGGACACGGGCAGGUGGACGGCAGAGCUGCCCGGAACAAAUACUGUAUGGAUGCCCCCAGCACAAAACGACUUUUUCUACGGUGUCGCCUCGUCUGUUUAUACUGCACGCGUGCCGUGUGUCCAGGACCAAUGUACAGGCUUCUGUGUGGUCUGCAUGUAAGGGCGCAGGGGGGUGGUGGCGGAGGUGGAUCUGUUUGGAGGUGGGGAAGGGGCGGCCCCGGACUGGGGGUCUGCAGUCAGCCCGGAAACGCAGCGUGUCGCUCGGGGCGACCUCCUACCCAGAAGCCGACCCCAAUCCAGGCCUCUGUGCGGCGCAUGGACGAGGCCCGCUCAGCGCCCAGUGGCUCCUGUGUUGGGCA
Messenger RNA from Eptesicus fuscus (big brown bat), 3435 nucleotides. RefSeq names its product spectrin repeat containing nuclear envelope family member 3 (gene SYNE3). NCBI's taxonomy places the organism in Eukaryota, Metazoa, Chordata, Mammalia, Chiroptera, Vespertilionidae. The record is from RefSeq and is a predicted model, not a curated record. The transcript has 18 exons. Bases 102 to 3029 code for a protein of 975 amino acids. Gene Ontology annotation, cellular component: cytoplasm; nuclear outer membrane; meiotic nuclear membrane microtubule tethering complex. Gene Ontology annotation, biological process: nuclear migration. Gene Ontology annotation, molecular function: actin filament binding.